Messenger RNA from Rhizophagus irregularis DAOM 181602=DAOM 197198, 764 nucleotides. RefSeq lists its product as uncharacterized. NCBI's taxonomy places the organism in Eukaryota, Fungi, Glomeromycota, Glomeromycetes, Glomerales, Glomeraceae. The record is from RefSeq and is a predicted model, not a curated record.
UAUUAUUAUUUUUAUUUUUAUUAUUCUUCUUUUUUAAAAAAGCAAUAAUCGCUUUUUUUUAAUCAUUAACUUGGAAAUGACAUCAAAUACAAAGAAUAUUAAGACUUCUACUUGUCUUACACCAAAACUUAUAUUAAAACCCACAUCAAGUAAACCAAUUAUAACAACUACGACAAUGUUUUCUCCAUCUUCACCGAUAGCAACAGGUGUUUUCGUCUUACCAAUAAAACAAAAAAGUAAUCGAAAAGGAAGUCGUCAUUCACCUAAACAUUUACGAAAACCUCCAUCAUUUGAUACAUACUUACAUUCUUCGGCCACCACACCUACACCUACUCACCGUGGUUAUAUGACGAGAACUCCUUCUUUAUCCUCUUCAUACUCUUCUACAUCCUCUUUAGUGGACGCAGAUGAAGAAAUGUUGUACGGUUAUGGUUCACCGAAAUCUUCUGCUUCAACAUCAUCAGUGCAUCGACAUCGAAGGAUUUCAUCCGCUUAUAAAGUUAGGUUUGCAGAUAUUGGGGAUGAUGGUAGUAGUAUUGUUAGUUCUUCAAGUAGUAUUGAUGAAUGGGAUGACAUGGAUAUUGACGAAGAAGAAGAAGAUUAUAUUUUUAUUUCUAGACAAUCUCCGCCAGCUAAUCAUUACUUUAACUAUCAUGACAAAGGUGGUUCGACUUAAAUAAUAAUAAUCUCGAUUUUUUAACUUUUUGAGUACAGUACAUCAUCUUUUUACGAAAAAUUCGAAUUGAACAAAAAAAAAAAAAGAA